CCAGAUCAGCUGAACGAACGGUCUGGCCUAUCUGCCUGCUGCCAGCUAGUACUCUAGGCAUAACGUCGGCGGCAUCUAUCUGAUAUCGUCGUGAUGCGAAUGCGGGUCGUCCAACGCGGGAUGUCGAAAAUUGGAUAACGUCGCACGACACGAUACCACGACAGAGAGUGCAAAAGAUUUGCUGGUUGAUUCCAAUCGUAACCGUCGCCGCGGAUAGACGUGCUUUUGUUCUUGUUCUCCGGUCGAAUAUCGCGCUCUCUGCCGUCAGAUCGGAACGGUGCAGGUGUUGUACAUUUGUCAACAAAUUUAAUCUCGGUUGGAACAGUUUGGUGGAUGAUUUUUCGUUUCGGAAGAUUCCAACCCGGAAGAGGAACAACUAGUGAAGUGGUUUUGUGUUUGAAUUAAAUCGGUCGAUCUUCAGUUGUUGAGUUCUGAAUAACGCGGCUGAACGUGUGAUUUUUUUUUCGAGUGGCUCAAUAGUUUGAAGUCCCACAAACGAAAAGUGUUUGGUGUGUCCAUUGUUAGUGCAAUCCAACGAGAAUCGGAACUUCUCCUAAAAAAUCUAUAGCAUCUAAGUUUUGUUAGUGUUUUGCCCUUCACUGUGAGCUUUUCGGGAUUAUCCGGGAGCAGGCAGUAGCCUGCUAAGAACUGACAAAAUUUUUACCGACGGAAAUAAGCUGGGUUCCGCCACAGCGGGUCGUGGAAUGUUUUGCUAUCACUGUCCCCCUUCGCUGCAUCCGGCCGGUCCACAUCCGCCGCGAUUACCGACGCUAGAGUACCCGUUCGCUCCGACACAUCCCUACACCAGCUAUUCGUAUCAUCCUGCCAUCCAUGACGAAAGUUUCGUCAGAAGAAAACAGAGGAGGAACCGAACUACCUUCACCUUGCAACAGCUCGAAGAACUGGAGACUGCCUUUGCCCAAACACACUAUCCGGACGUAUUCACCAGGGAGGACUUGGCCAUGAAGAUAAACCUAACGGAGGCCAGAGUGCAAGUCUGGUUCCAGAACCGGCGGGCCAAGUGGCGCAAGGCAGAAAGGCUGAAGGAGGAACAGCGGAAACGCGGUGAUGGGUCUGAUCCGCAGUUAUUGAAUGAUAAGCUCGAAACAGAUAGUCGAGAUUCUAGCCCGGAUAUCACCGGUGACCCAGAUGAUGAUGAUAUGCGUAGCUCCAGUGCUCCACCGCUGAGUCCAAGAAUGGACUCGGAACCGGAAAGACCCCACUCGACUACUCAGCUGCACUCGAUGACGCAAUCCGGCUCAAACAGCGCAGGAACGCCGUCCCCUGGUUUAAAAUUCUCCCAGCAGUCAGAACUGAGUCCGACGCCUUCCAUGUCGGCCGAUUCGCCUAUCGAAGUUGGUGGGCCAAUUUCGUUAACAACAUCGACACGUGCUUCAACGGAGGAUUCCAGCCCGCUGCCAGCUCUUACCAAUAAUAGCAACAACAACAAUAAUAACUCCAGCAACGGUCCGAGUUCGACUGGAACGGUUAACGGCACUCCCAGCUUCAGCAGUCAUCUCUUCGGAAGCUUCAGCGAGAGCAAUGGAGGAUUUCGACCGGUUUUGGACAAUGGACAGCCAAGAACUACGCCUCCACUUUUUCUUCCUCCGCACCUUGCUUCACUUGGGUCUCAAUUUGCGCCUCCACUGUUUCCAAAUCUCAAAGCCGCCUUUCCCAGCUUGUGUUCAUGUUGUCCGGUGAAGUCUCCCAUCUCAACCGGAUGCUCGACGGCCAGCUCGUCAUCCAGUUGCACAACUCUGUCGCACUCGAUUGCCACGGCUGGCACCACUGCCACUAGUAGCAACAGUGGAAAUCCCGACCCGCGCUCGUCCUCCGUAGCUGAGCUCCGACGAAAAGCCCAAGAACAUUCGGCUGCUUUAUUGCACUCGUUGCAAGCCGCCGCAGCUGCCGGAUUAGCUUUCCCAGGUUUUCAUCUGCCACCCUUGUCGCUGCACUCGGCCCUCAGCGGUGCUCGUAAGCCAACCGAUUUCAUCAGUGAUCUCUCGAUGCAUCACCAUUUGAGCAAUCAUGCCGCAGGAUUGACCGCUCUCGGUGGCAAUCCAAAUCUGAACAACAACAGUCCGAAUAGCACCAACCACAACAACCCCUCAAACGUGGGCGGCGCGUCACCCGGCAGCAGGCAUAGUGGUGACAAAUCCAUCAGUGAUUAAGGGAUACAAACGGCCGGUUCAAAGCAAUUGUGAUGAUGAGAAUGAUGGAUGAUUAGUAGUGUCGAAAAAAAUAAUGUAAAUACUUAAUUACCACUAACUGGUAAACGGCAGCCUCCUCCCAUUCGUACAGAUCCGAAACGUACUGUUUAAUGCGAAUUAGUGACUAGUAAGAGUAGCGUUUAUUCAUUGCAAUAACACUUAGUAUUAUAACAUUUGUUCAUUCCCAUGAUCCGUCAUAAUUAAUUACUUAAAUUGAUUUAUUACUGUGCAAAUACCACUAAAUAAACAACAUUGGUAGCCAAAGGGCAGUUAUUGGAAGAAUAUUCAGUGAAAACCGGAUUGUAGGUUCAUUCUGUAAAACUAAGAAGAUUUAUGUAAAUAUCACAAUUAACACGUAAAAGCACAAGCGAAACAGAAUCAAAACUAGCAGUUAUAUAACAAAGAAAGGUAGUAGAAUUAGCGGAAGCGAUGAUGAUAGCUGUGAAUGAAGGUUUUGCUUGACGAACACCACGGAGUGUAUGUUCAAAUAAUUAGCUAAAAAGGACGAUUGCGGUCAUGGAGAUAAUAAAGGAACACACCCUCUGAUGUAACUA
Messenger RNA from Wyeomyia smithii (pitcher-plant mosquito), 2764 nucleotides. RefSeq names its product dual specificity protein kinase splA-like. Gene Ontology annotation, biological process: regulation of transcription by RNA polymerase II. Gene Ontology annotation, molecular function: DNA-binding transcription factor activity, RNA polymerase II-specific; RNA polymerase II transcription regulatory region sequence-specific DNA binding. Bases 705 to 2171 code for a protein of 488 amino acids. The transcript is spliced from 9 exons. The record is from RefSeq and is a predicted model, not a curated record. Lineage: Eukaryota; Metazoa; Arthropoda; Insecta; Diptera; Culicidae.